Messenger RNA from Cyclopterus lumpus (lumpfish), 4146 nucleotides. It is a transcript of the gene gria2b, whose product is annotated as glutamate receptor, ionotropic, AMPA 2b. Lineage: Eukaryota; Metazoa; Chordata; Actinopteri; Perciformes; Cyclopteridae. Gene Ontology annotation, biological process: synaptic transmission, glutamatergic; modulation of chemical synaptic transmission; monoatomic ion transport. The record is from RefSeq and is a predicted model, not a curated record. Gene Ontology annotation, molecular function: AMPA glutamate receptor activity; transmitter-gated monoatomic ion channel activity involved in regulation of postsynaptic membrane potential. Gene Ontology annotation, cellular component: postsynaptic membrane; dendritic spine; plasma membrane. The coding region runs from base 319 to 2958 and encodes 879 amino acids. The transcript is spliced from 16 exons.
GCAGUUGUCCCCGUGCGCUUUGGAGGAGGCAUCAGCUGCCGGCAGGAGGGGAGCGACGACGAGGAGCGGAAGAAGAGACCAGCAGGCACGCAUUGGAGGCGACCAUUCCUUCACUGCUGGCGUCCUUUUCACAGCAGAAGAAGAAACACACACGCACACACACACACACACACACAAACAAACGGUCCUUUUUACUGCAGAUUUGAAUUGUUUCCUCCCGAAGGCUGAAGGUCUCCAAUGUGUGUGGGAUCUAACAGCUCCGGAGGCACCGAGGAAUAUCAAAGUCCCCUCGUGGAUGUGGACACCUAAACUGUGGACAUGGAAACGAUAGUGAAUUUAUCCGUGUCGGUCCUGCUGGUUUUAUGGGGAUGCGCGCUCGGAGGCUCGCCCAGUGUUCAAAUCGGGGGACUCUUUCCAAGGGGCGCGGACCAAGAGUACAGCGCAUUUCGGAUAGGCAUGGUUCAGUUUGGCACCUCGGAAUUCAGAUUGACGCCCCACAUUGACAACCUGGAAGUGGCGAACAGUUUCGCUGUAACCAACUGCUUCUGUUCACAGUUCUCAAGAGGAGUGUACGCCAUUUUCGGAUUCUACGACAAGAAGUCCGUGAACACCAUCACGUCAUUCUGUGGGACGCUCCACGUCUCCUUCAUUACGCCCAGCUUCCCCUUGGAUGGAAAUCAACAGUUCAUCAUCCAGAUGAGACCCGAUAUCAAAGGGCCCCUCCUCAGCCUUAUCGAGUACUACAAGUGGGAGAAGUUCGCCUACCUCUACGACAGUGAUCGAGGUCUAACCACGCUGCAGGUUGUUCUGGACACAGCAGCAGAGAGGAAGUGGCAUGUGACAGCGAUCAACGUGGGCAACCUGAAAGACGAGAGGAAGGACGAGGCCUACCGCACUCUGUUCCAAGAUUUGGAGAACAAACAACAGAGGAGGGUGAUCCUGGACUGUGAACAGGACAAAGUCAAAGACAUCAUGGAGCAGGUCAUCACAAUUGGCAGACAUGUUAAAGGUUACCACUACAUCAUUGCAAAUCUGGGAUUCAUUGAUGGGGAUCUAACCAAAAUCCAGUAUGGCGGUGCCAACGUGUCAGGAUUUCAGAUUGUUGAUUUUGAGGAUCCUUUGGUGGCCAAGUUUGACCAGAGAUGGGAGGCCCUCGAAGAAAAGGAGUACCCUGGUGCCGACAGCAAGAUAAAGUACACAUCAGCGUUGACCUACGACGCCGUGCAGGUGAUGACGGAGGCCUUCCGCUACCUGCACAAACAGCGCAUCGACUUCACCAGGAGAGCCAACAACGGCGACUGCCUGGCCAAUCCUGCCGUUCCGUGGGCUCAGGGAGUGGAGAUCGAACGCGCGCUGAAACAGGUUCGUGUGGAAGGCCUGACAGGAAACAUCCAGUUCGAUCAGCAUGGCAAGCGAGUCAACUACUCAGUGAACAUCAUGGAAUUAAAGACCACCGGCCCCGUAAAGAUUGGAUACUGGAAUGAAGUUGACAAAAUGGCUGUCACCAAAUCGGAUGUCUUUCCAAAUGACACGACAGGAAUGGAAAACAAAACAGUUAUUGUCACCACCAUCUUGGAAGCUCCGUAUGUAAUGCUGAAAAAGAACUCUGACCUAUUUGUGGACAACGAGCGUUACGAGGGUUACUGUGUGGAUCUGGCUGCGGAGAUAGCGAAGCACUGCGGCUUCAAAUAUCAACUGAAGAUAGUGGGGGAUGGGAAAUAUGGAGCCAGAGAUGCAGAGACCAAAAUCUGGAAUGGGAUGGUUGGAGAGUUGGUGUACGGGAAAGCAGACAUUGCAGUGGCUCCUCUGACCAUCACGUUGGUCCGAGAGGAGGUGAUUGACUUCUCCAAACCCUUCAUGUCUCUGGGAAUCUCCAUCAUGAUAAAGAAGCCUCAGAAAUCCAAACCAGGAGUCUUCUCUUUCCUGGACCCUCUGGCCUACGAGAUCUGGAUGUGUAUCGUUUUUGCCUACAUCGGUGUCAGCGUGGUGCUGUUCCUCGUCAGCCGCUUCAGCCCGUAUGAGUGGCACACUGAGGAAUAUGAGGACGGGCAGAUCCAGACCAAUGAGUCGACUAAUGAGUUUGGCAUAUUCAACAGUCUCUGGUUCUCCCUUGGAGCCUUCAUGCGCCAAGGCUGUGACAUCUCACCUAGAUCUCUCUCUGGACGCAUUGUUGGUGGCGUUUGGUGGUUUUUCACUUUAAUCAUCAUCUCCUCCUACACCGCUAACCUGGCUGCUUUCCUAACUGUCGAGAGGAUGGUCUCUCCCAUUGAGAGUGCAGAAGACCUGGCAAAACAGAGUGAGAUAGCCUAUGGGACUCUGGAUUCCGGCUCUACUAAAGAGUUUUUCAGGCGCUCAAAAAUUGCCCUCUUUGACAAAAUGUGGACAUACAUGCGCAGUGCGGAGCCCUCUGUGUUUGUGAAAACCACGGCCGAGGGGGUUGUGAGGGUCCGCAAGUCCAAGGGGAAGUACGCCUACCUGCUGGAGUCCACCAUGAACGAGUAUAUCGAGCAGCGAAAACCCUGCGACACCAUGAAGGUGGGAGGCAACCUGGACUCCAAAGGCUACGGGAUCGCCACGCCGAAAGGAUCCUCAUUAAGAACGCCAGUAAACCUUGCGGUAUUGAAACUCAGUGAGCAAGGAGUCUUAGACAAGCUGAAAAACAAAUGGUGGUACGAUAAGGGUGAAUGUGGAGCCAAGGACUCUGGAAGUAAGGAGAAGACGAGCGCCCUCAGCCUGAGCAACGUGGCUGGGGUCUUCUACAUUCUGGUCGGAGGACUCGGUUUGGCCAUGCUGGUGGCCUUGAUUGAGUUCUGUUACAAGUCCCGAGCCGAGGCGAAACGAAUGAAGGUGGCAAAGAAUGCACAGACUAUUAACCCAACUUCCUCGCAGAAUUCACAGAAUUUUGCCACUUAUAAGGAAGGUUACAACGUAUAUGGGAUCGAAAGUGUAAAAAUUUAGGGGAUGACCUUUGGGGACGCCAUGAGGAACAAAGCGAGACUUUCCGUCACUGGGAGUACUGGGGAGAAUGGUCGGGUGAUGACUCCAGAGUUUCCUAAAGCUGUCCACGCUGUCCCGUACGCGAGACCUGACAUGGGACUAAACGUCAGCCUGACAGAUCUGUCCUGAUCCAUGAGAAACUUCUGAGUGCCUUACAAUGGUUUCAAUAGAGCGAUUUUUUUUUCUUCUUCUUCUUCUUCUUCUUCUUCUUCUUCUUCUUCUUCUGUCCUUCCCUCCCUCCUGCUGUUCUGGGGCUUUUUUUCUGUUUCCAUCUGGUGUAAAAGGAAAGCUAGGAGAUGGAGGCUUCAUUUUGUGUCUCACAAAGACUUGUAUUGUUGCUCUCUGUCUCUAUUUCUCACCGUAUAAAACAACUCUCUCUCUCUCGCGCGCUCCCGGGGUGGAAUUACAUCUCGGAUAUUUAAAAGGAAGGCUCUUUUUUUCUUUCUAAACUGAUGACACCACGCUUUUCCUAUCUAACUGGACUGAGAUGGAAACGAGGGCUUGAUUGACGGUUGCUUCUGUGUGUGUGUGUGUGAUUGUGUGUGGAGAGUGUGGGGUUGUGUGCAUCGGGGGAAGAUGUUGUCAAAAACACACCGUUUCUGUAGCCACCGCCGCCAAACAGGAUUUUUUCAAGCACACUUGAUAUCAACUGCAUUAAGAUGUGAAAUUGUCCUUUUUUUUCUCAGAAAAUCUAGAAAAAAAAGGUUUAUUAAAAAAAAAAAUAUUUUUAUGUAUUUUCACAAAAUAGCUUUUAAAUAAACUUGCAUACAUACUGGUUGGAUAUAAACAUCUUAAUGUGUGAGUAUUAAGACAGAAAAAAAAAAUACUGAACAGCUUCUAGUUCCAUAUUUUUAAAGCCAAAUACAUUGCAUAUGGGGCUGAGAUGUUAAAAUCAUGUAAUUAAUUCCUACUCUAAACUUCCUGUAUAUUUUAUUCUUUAACAUUUGGUGUUGAUAUGAAAUAUAUGUCAAUGCUUGACAUUUGGAAUCAAUCCUUCUAUGUUUUUCUUGGAGUCGGUGCAGCGGUUUUGUUUUAUACUUUCGUCUCUUCGUUUGCUUCGGUGCUUUUGUUGUUUGUGUUUCUUUCUGAUGACAACCAGACUUGUUUUAGUUUGAAGAGGAAAUUGAUCUGUUUACAUGCCAUCAAUGC